Eimeria mitis is the source of this 777-nucleotide messenger RNA. RefSeq lists its product as uncharacterized. The transcript has 3 exons. The record is from RefSeq and is a predicted model, not a curated record. The coding region runs from base 1 to 777 and encodes 258 amino acids. NCBI's taxonomy places the organism in Eukaryota, Apicomplexa, Conoidasida, Eucoccidiorida, Eimeriidae.
AUGGCGGACGUAGUUCUUGACGCCGAGGAAGCAGCAGCAGCAGCAGCAGCAGAAGAAGCAGCAGAAGCACCUGAAGCAGCAGCAGCAGCAGCAGCAGCAGCAGCAGCAGCAGCAGAAUUCGAGUAUGGAGCAGCAGCAUUUGAGCGUAAGUUUAGGAAGCAGCUAGAGGGGUUGCAGGCCCGCAGCGACGCAGAAGCAGCAGCAGCAGCAGCAGCAGCAGCAGCAGCAGCAGGAGGAGGUGCAGCAGGAGCAGGAGGAGCAGCAGCACCAGGAUCAGCAGCAGCAGCAGCAGCAGGAGGAGCAGCAGAGGAAAUAGUUGGUGAAGCAGGAGCAGCAGCAGCAGCAGCAGCAGCAGCAGCAGCAGCAGCAGCAGCAGCAGCAGCAGCAGCAGAACAAGAUUUCGGAGCUCUUUCUCCGUCUGAUGCAGCAAAUAUAACAAAACAAAACCUCGAUUUACCCCCCAGGGCUGAAGCUAAACCACACUGGAAAGUCAGAGCCAGAAAAUUCCAAGAGAGAGCAGCAGCAGCAUUUCUAGCUGUUGACGAAGCAGCAGAAGCAGCAGCAUAUAACGAGCGGCAGCAGCAGCAGCAGCAGCAGAUAGAGAAACAGCAGCAGCAGUUGCUGCUACAGCAGCAGCAGCAGCAGCAGCAGCAGCAUGAUGAUACUGAUGAGGAAGAACUGCAGCAGCAGCAGCAGCAGCAGCAGCAGCAGCAGCAGCAAUUCUUCGAUGAUGAAGAUGACGAUGACUUUGGAUUCGAUUCUGAUACGUCUGAGUAG